Messenger RNA from Lathyrus sativus (Indian pea), 243 nucleotides. The record is from the annotation of a GenBank genome assembly. Lineage: Eukaryota; Viridiplantae; Streptophyta; Magnoliopsida; Fabales; Fabaceae.
AUGGUGGGGUGUUUCCCCUCAACACCCAAGAAAUUGGCAAUGACCAUUGCAUGUUCCCUCUCAGGAGCUGUCCUUUUAGCUGUUGGGAUGCACCUUUCUUAUGUUAAUGUUGAACCCCAACGUGCCCGAACUAUGGCUCGCGAUAAAUUCGUCUUAGAUACGUUGAAAAAGAAGUAUGGUUACGUUCCUCCAUCAGAGGCCCGAAGUAUGGCCCGCAGUGAUUCCCCAAAAGAAAAUAGCUGA